AUGCAACCAUUCAGGGUAUUCGCUCGAUGGAGAAAUCUGAGCGCAGAUGAAACCGAUCACGGAGAGAUCCAGCACGAAAUUACGCCAAACAAUUCAACGCUUUCAUCCAUGUCCAUCGCGACGCCCUCCCAAUCCAAGUCCCUUUCAAAUCGGGAUCAAUCAUGGAAGAGUCAGCCAUCCAUGACAGGAAUAUUUGAAGUCAACGACAACAACGAAACCGUCUUCAAUGCAGUAGUGGCUCCCAUUCUCCCAAGGGUCCUACAGGGCAAAUCAAGCAAUUUCUUCGCCUACGGCCAUUCAGGAAGCGGCAAGACUCACACUAUCAUCGGAUAUGACUAUGAGAAUACCGAAAAGCUGGGCCUCUGUCUAGCUUCUGCCCGCCACUUAAUGCAAGAACUUGCUCGCCUGAACGGAAAUGAUACAAGCGACCAAUUAGGUAUCGGAAUCCGCAUGUACGAGCUCAGAAAGAAUAGCGCCUUUGAUCUCCUGAAUGAUCGCUGUGAAUGCUUUGUCCGCGAGGGCUCAGACGGGCAGGUCUAUAUCCGAGGAAAGACGGAGAUGCUCGAGGAUGGUAAAGUCAGAGUGCGACCGAUUGUGACAAAGGCAUGCUGGAACUUUGAGGAUCUCUCUCGCGAACUGCAAAUUGGACUUCAGCUCCGCGCGACGGGGACGUCGACGGUCCAUGACCAGAGUUCACGGACUCAUGCGGUUAUUGAGCUGGAGAUUGUUACUAAGGAGCUACUUGAGGCGCGGGAUGCGAUUGUUGAACGACAGUCUGAGCUUGUGCCGGUGGGUAAAUAUGCGACGGAUGUCUAUUUGGAAGAGCAGAUUCGGGCUGUUGUGCUAGAUGAGCAGGGGAAAUACGUGCCGAAUCCGGAAUAUCAGGUUGAUCAGGAACACAUUGAUGCUGCAGAGGCUAGGAAAGCUGAGUUUGAAGCGAGAGUGAAAUCCGCUGAGGAGCAUGAGUCGGGUUUGUUCCAGAGUAUAUCGCGUCGCCAUGCUUGUUUGGGAGGAAAGCUUGUUUUUGUGGAUCUAGCUGGCUCCGAGUACUACGACGCAAAGAACGGAUCGAGGCCAAACCAGACACCUCAAGAGAAGCAGGAGGGGAGGCAGAUAAAUACUGAUCUCCUGGCUCUAAAAGAGGUGAUUCGUGCUCGGGCACAGAAUCUAGCUCGAGUCCCCUUUCGAUCAUCGCCUCUCACGAUGGUCUUGCGCCAGCAUUUCCAGGCGUCUUCUGAUACAGACUCUGCAAUGAUUUUGACCAUCUCGCCCUCGGCUAAGGAAUUCGCUGCUACAAUGAACACAUUAAAGUAUGGAAGUCUGGUGGGAGUUGCGGGUGAUAAGAAAUAG
This is a messenger RNA of Penicillium cataractarum, 1350 nucleotides long. RefSeq names its product kinesin family protein. The transcript has a single exon. Gene Ontology annotation, cellular component: microtubule; centrosome; spindle. Gene Ontology annotation, biological process: microtubule-based movement. The record is from RefSeq and is a predicted model, not a curated record. Gene Ontology annotation, molecular function: microtubule binding; ATP binding; ATP hydrolysis activity. Bases 1 to 1350 code for a protein of 449 amino acids. NCBI's taxonomy places the organism in Eukaryota, Fungi, Ascomycota, Eurotiomycetes, Eurotiales, Aspergillaceae.